AUGUCGCGACAAGCACAGGUCGAAGAAGUUUACGACUCCGACCCCGAAGAGGUCGCUCCCUCUUCCGACGAUGAGCUACCUCCCCCCCUCACAGAUCAAUCCAUCCUCUCUGGUGCUGGUGUUCCCCCACCUGGAGGCUCUGCUUCGAUCCCAAUGAGACCCGCCCCCGAGCCGCAGCGCGAAAUCCCUAGACACUACCAGUGCUUGUACCCGGUUUACUUCGACAAGACCCGGUCGCGGGCAGAAGGCCGCAAGGUUGGAGUUGAAUUGGCGGUUGAGAACCCGUUGGCGAGAGAUAUUGUGGAUGCUGCGCAGAUGUUGGGGCUACAGGUGGGAUUUGAGCCAGAGAAGUUACACCCUAAGGAUUGGGCGAAUCCGGGACGGGUGCGGGUGUUGUUGAAGAAUGAGGGUGGGAAGUUGGCGAAUCCCAAGAUUAAGAACAAACACCACCUCUAUAUCCUCGUUGCGCAAUAUCUCAAAGCCAAUCCCACCACCGAGCAAUCACCUUACCGCUUGAGAAUCAGAGGUCUCCCCACUCCCGAGAAACUCCCCGCUGCUCCCCAAGCCCCCAGAGGUUGGAAAAUCGGCAAGAUCCUCCCCAUACACUCCCCCGCUUACAGUGGUGGCGGCGUUAGCGACAAUCCUCUCAAGGACGCUAUGGCAGAGAUGCAAAACCUGCAGGGUAUGCCUGGGAUGCCACAAAUUCCAGGAAUGCCGGACAUGUCGGCAAUGAUGGGCGGCGAGCCGUCGUCCGCAGGCGACCCAAAACCAUUUCAGGAUUCCACAUCGACUACGAGCAAAAGUAGAGGAGGUGCAUCGACAAGUGGUCGACAGAUCACGCGCAAUCGCGCCAGUUAUAGCUGCCACAGUUGUCGGCGGCGGAAGGUGAAAUGUGAUAAGGUCCAUCCAGUAUGCGGGAAUUGUGCGAAGAACGGAAACGAAUGCGUAUACGAUGCCGCGCCACAGAGAGACACCGGAUCGCGCUCGAGACAAGCAAAAGGUGGUGGACAAGGAGUCAAACGGAGGAGGGAGACAUCGCGGCCAUUUGAGGAGGACGUUGAUGAAAUACAAUCCAUUUACGGCGAUUUACGGCAGGCUAGGUCGCCUGAACAAAAGCCUGGUUCGCAAGCGAUUGAGGCGCGACUCGCCAACCUUACGUCGAUGAUUGAACGCCUGAGCAAGUCCAACCAGCCGCUCGAUUCUACGGAAAGACAACUUUUAGCGGAGGAUAUCAAUCUGGAGACUGCCCCGGGGCAUACUGGACAAAGUAGCGGACAGGCGAAGCCGACUAUGGCUUCUCGUCCUGCUAGCCCGCGUCGCGUGACUGAUUCGAGCAAUGAUGAAUUUCCGAUUCCCUCUGGGCAUGCGACAGAUCUGGUCGAUCCUGUGGGUAGCUUGAACCUGGGCCAUCUGAGUCUCGAGGAUGGAGGGAAAUCGAGAUACGUCGGCACCACUUAUUGGGCUUAUAUAUCGCAGGAAAUCACCGACCUCAAUCAGUUGCUAAGAGACCAGAACCGCUCACAUGCGAUUUCUGCCAACAACAGCUGGACCGACGAACCAAUGGCGGAUUCAACAGCCAAGACGCCAGGAGAUACAUGGAAGGCAUCUGACGGGUCUAGCGGACCGAGUGACCGAUUAUCGAGCGGAAACACGCCCCAGAAGCUGUUUAUUUCUCCUGGAGAAUCUCCAGAUGUGAAGGAGAGAUUAGUGGAGCCGGAAAUGCUCGAGCGCAUGCCAACCAAGCGACAGAGUCAUAUCUUAUACAAAGGGUUUAUGUCGGGUGUACAUGCUAUUAGUCCGGUUAUUCAUCCGCCUACGAUUUUGAAGUUAUACAAUGCUUUUUGGGAUUGGUACGAUUAUAGCAGUUACUCUGGAGAGCCAUGUCCAGAUCCUUCGUUUGUUCCGUUAUUAUAUGCCAUUUGGUAUGGUGGUUCAGUCACCGUGUCGAUGCGGACUCUCCAGGCUGAGUUCAAUGUUAACUCUCGAUCCGCGCUUUCAAAAACAUUCAACGAAGAGGUGACGCGGUGGCUGACUAAAAUAUCAUUCCCACGAAGUACAUCAUUACAAGGCCUGGCAGCAUAUCUAUUGGUUCAGACCAUUCUUUCCAAAGAGGAAGAACCCUUAACCAGCAGUCUUUUUAUUAGCCUUGCCAUGCGUGUCGCGCAAACUAUGGGCUUACAUCGGGAUCCAGCAAAAUUUGGCAUCGAGCCCUGUGAAGCCGAAUAUCGCCGUCGGUUAUGGUGGCAUAUCGUGCACAUGGACGGCGUCGUCGCGAUGUCCAGUGGAUUGCCGCCACUGGUUAGUGAUGAGAAUUACUGGGAUGUACGGGACCCCAGUGAGCUUAAAGAUACACUCCUAGGCACACCCGAGGCAGAGCAAUACGAGCAGCUUGUGUCUGCCAAUAUGCGGCUACGAGACAAUCCAGAUGAGCCGACAAUUUGUGGCGGGCCAUCUUUGGUGAAUGUCUAUUAUUUGUCUGCUAGGGGGAAAUAUGUUAUGGCGCGGGCUGUUCGCCGGAUAUUAAAGAUCCAGCUCGGAACCAAACCAGUAAUGAGACGGGACAUGGAAGAUCUCAGAUCCAUACUCCUCGACCUGCAACUUCAACUAAACUCGAUCGUGAAUAGAAUUCCAGACGUUAUGAGUCUGGAGACGGCCUCUGUAUCUGACGAUUCACCGUCUUAUUCCUCACGAUCUCCGGUUGAAGUAAGGACCACUGAUACAGAGCUUCCAGGUGAAGGGCCCAAUCGUUGUCCGGAGCAAUACCAUUCUCCUGUUCUUGUUGCUUUUCACAAGUGGGCAAGGAUAUUACUGUCCUUAUUCAUUGAUAAGGCAUUCUGCGUCGCAUACCAACCAUUUCUCAAAAACGCCAAAAGCCGUAUCUGGCCAUCCGCACGACAGAGCGCCCUCCGCCACUGUCACGGCUUUAUGGAAAAGUUCAUCUCCCUCGCCAGCGACCCCGACUUCCAACCUUUUCAAUGGAGCUGGCCCGGCAACCACCAACCCAUGCACGCAACAAUGAUCAUGCUCAUCGACCUUUACGAACGUCCACACAGCCAAGAAGCCUUUAAAUCCCGCGCUCUCAUAGAUCAAAUCUUCUCACUCUCCGGACCUGACGGUGGCGUUGUCGGUGGUGAAGAUGGCGUCUCGACACAACGACCCUUGAAGGACGGAGGCCGCGAAGCAUGGGAUAUGAUUCGACGUCUGCGCCAGAAAGCAUGGCAGAAGGCUGGUCUUAACCCGCAACGGCUCUGGACUGAACACGCACAGAUUCAAGCAGGUGUUGUUCCUGGGCCGGAUGAGUACUCGUGUUUCGCGGAUUCGAGACAAGUGCCGGUGGACCGACAGUUAUCGGACUUCUCGAAGACGUUCCACAAUAUGACAAGGAAUCAUAUGCUUCCAAACCCUGUGUCGAGCGUUAGACCUAGUCCGCUGCGUUACCAGCUUCCUCCACCGAUACCGAGUUCUCUUCCGGCUACGCCACAGUUUCCUCAUUCCCCGGGUGCUGCACCACUACCACCUCCUACCCGUUCUCUCGAUGCGACUUUAGCCGGAUCCACUGUGUCAUCGCCGGAGAGUCUCCCGCCACUAAGUACUAUCUCUUACACACCACCGCAACAACCGCAAUUACAACCCCAACCUCAACCUCAACCCCCCACCGGGGUAACAACCACCACACCACCACCAAGCGGCUUCUCCUUCAUAAACACCCUCCCCUUCUCCCCAAGCGCACAAUCAAUAUCUAUGCCCACCGCAGUCCCCACACCCCCGUCAAUGGUCGAUCCGAACCUGAACAAUUUCGACUGGGAUCAGUGGGAUGCAGUGUUUGGGCAGCAUUUGCCUGUUGCGGAUGAGUUGAUGGAGUUGGAUCCGGUUGUGGGGUUUGAGUUUGCGGAUAUGGGGGGUGCGGGUGCGGGUGGAAACGGGGGUGGGUUUUGA
Molecule: messenger RNA, 3936 nt
Organism: Aspergillus ruber CBS 135680
Lineage: Eukaryota; Fungi; Ascomycota; Eurotiomycetes; Eurotiales; Aspergillaceae
Product: putative C6 transcription factor
Exons: 7
Coding region: 1-3936 (1311 amino acids)
Biological process (GO): DNA-templated transcription; regulation of DNA-templated transcription; SRP-dependent cotranslational protein targeting to membrane
Cellular component (GO): signal recognition particle
Molecular function (GO): DNA binding; zinc ion binding; 7S RNA binding
Source: RefSeq, a predicted model, not a curated record